UUUUAUUAAAAUGGAAUGUGUUGUUUUUUUGUCGAGCAAAUAAAUAUAAGUGAUAAUGUUGUCUGAUUAUUUCGUUUAUCAUCUGCUUAAAUUGAUGUUACUAAAAGAGGUCGUUUUUAUUCAUGAUGCUGCGUUUUAUAUUUCAUACGCGGUUUGAAUAAUUGCAUCAGCGUGAUGAAAUUUUCUCAUGUGUUUUUGUAAGAAGAGUAUCACUUUAGUUUGAGUUAGGAAUAAUAAUUCAGUAUUAAUGUGAUAGUUUUACGCUGCAAACAUUGCACUGAAACCUAUAAAAGAGGAUAGAAACCUACAAAAAUCCAAGUUUAUGGUUAAUUGGAUCGUCAGUUUGUUCGAUGGAGUUCGAUGGUGACAUAAGAAGAAGGUCGUAGUGUUGUUCGAUGUAUGAUGUGUGCCUGGGCAAGAAGAUGAAACCGCGACACUCUGACAGAAGACACGAUCCACGUUGGGACGAUCGCUUGUCCUCGUAGCAUUGCGUCAAAUCCACAAAUUCCAAACCAUAGAUAUUGUGUCACCUAUUUGUUUAGCGAGUGCUUGUACUCGCAUGCUAUUUCGAAAACAUACUUUUUGUACGUCACAAAGGACCAAAAAUCUUCGUCAAUAUAUAAAAAAGUCGAUCGCCUGACGGGCGAAUGCAAUUCUGCGAAUUGCCACUGACGUGCAUUCCUACCGUAGGGUUAAGCUCGUGACACGGUAUGAAGCUGAACCGGAAGUAAGAAGGAAAAGACCGCCGGAAAACAUGUCACCGAAUCACCUGACAGUGGCGGCAAUUGUACUCGCGGUUGCCACCGUCUGUCGCGCGGAGUGCCAGACUCGUUCUAUUUAUUGCUACGAAUGCGACUCGUGGACGGAUCUCAGAUGCAAAGAUCCUUUUAAUUACACCGCACUCCCGAGGGAUCAACCGCCUCUCAUGACUUGCAAUGGUUGUUGCGUGAAAAUGGUUCGCAACGCAAAGUCACCGUAUGAGAGCGUGAGGCGGACCUGCACUUCGCAGCUACAAAUAAACUUAUUCAUGGUGGACCACGUGUGCAUGAUGGAAAGUACCGGCACUGGUCACAUGUGCUUCUGUGAGGAGGAUAUGUGCAAUCGUGUCUCCCCAACCUCGUGUUCGAAUCCCGCACUCCUACUGAUCCUGUCGAUCAUCCUUGUACUUCGCUCGGUCAUUUUAGGGGCCCCAGCUUGCUUUGUAGAACGUUGCAAUGAUCACAUCGUAUAACACUGAUUUACUCGAUUCACCUGUCACUGAUUCCGAUCAUAUCCUUGGUAGAAUUUUAGUUUUAGUCGGCGACUAGAAUUCUCGUCGGGACGAGCGGUUCUCAACAAUCACGUGCACGCAAACGAUUGGGUAGCACGAAACACGUUGUGUUUCUUUUUACGCUCGUGCCGAACCAGAGUGGCAAGGCAAUUACGUGCUAUUUGAAAAGCACGAAGAGGAUCGGUCGAUUCAAUUUGCCAAUCGAAGCGAUUCGAAGAGUUUUUACAGUCUCUCAGUCAUCGCUCGUCCCGAUUCUUUCUUCGGCAUUAACAGUAGCGAGAAGUCUCGACCGUGUUCUGUGUAGAUAAGUCAUCUGAUUUUCUGUCACUCUCACGAUUUUACCAUUCGCGCCCUUCCUCCAAAAUGUUACCAACACCAGAGUGCAAUGAAUCUGCAAUGAAUUUUUAAUAAGUGGAAAAAAAGAAUUUUAAUUCGCUUCGAAUUGAAAUUUAUCCUGUUCGAAGGUAGCAGGUGUUUUAAAAAUAGUCGACUCUUCUCGAAUUAAUAUAACCAAACGAAUUAUUACAGUAGUUCUUAUUAAGUUUAUUCGCGAUAGAAGUUUCAAAAGGAGAAUGAUAAAUUGAAUUCGAACUGCCAGAAAAUUGCGCUUGAAGAGAGUAAAAAUUUAGAAUUUUAGAACGUUCUUUGAAUCGCGGUGUAGCGAUGGUGUUUUUAGUUGUUCAGCACGAUGGACAUGCCUUUUUGACGAAGUUCUGCUGCAUGUAUCCUGUUCCAUACUCGACUAAAUUCAUCUUCUUUGUUUGUGACUGUUAACCUGUUGUUUUUCGUUGUCUUUUUUUCCCUUGCAGUAUCGCUGCAUCUUACGAUUACUAUUUUCUGUUCUUCCUUUCUUUCAUGGCCAUUGAUCGUUGCAAAGUCACAAGCAUCAAGUUUCUCAUAAGCUCUUGACAAAAACAAUGUUUGUCAUUACAUCGUGGUAUUUUUGAAUGUUUUGUCCUUCUCAAAGUCUUCGCUAGUUUGUCGUGUUUCUAAGCGAACGUGGCUCCUAAAAAUUCAUAACGUAGAUAUAUAUAUAUAUACAUAUAUAUAUAUAUAUUGUUUGCAACGUUAUUCGAUCACUGCAAGAUCUAGGAGUUCAUGUGUGUGUUCUAGUUGUAUUACCUCACACGUUUACCGCUUUCCCAUUGUGUGCACACCUUGCACUGGGAGUGACGGACCUUCUCUCCAAGGAAAAUCUCCAAGUGACGAAAAAUAAUCGAGACGCAGAGAGAAAGAGAGAAACGCGACGUUCAUUCUGGCGCAUAGAGAUCGAACUGUUGGAGAAUUUUCGUAUUAACUCGUUGUAAAUUGCUACUCGAAUCGAUAUUACUACAUUCAAAUACGUAGCAGAGAUAUUUGAUACACGUUUGAUAUUAAGAAUCUUAAUCGUUCUAUUGCUUUUUAAUAAUACUAAAUAAUCGUGCAAAAAAUUAUUCGAACGUUGGAAAGUAACUUUGUAAAUAACAAUUUAUUACGAGAACGUCCUCUUGAUUUUAGAACAUUUCGACUUUAGGUCAGUAUGUUAAUAUUCCCUUUCGAGCACUUACUCGAUCGUAAUUUAUCAAAAAACACACGACAUUCGAUAUCUAUGCGCGCACUUUUCUUGAUCUUUAUUUGAUCGAACGAGUUAUUUCUCUAUAUAUUUCUCUAUAUACGUAAAAACGAAUCGUGCAACACUUUCGAUUAUUCUCUGUUUCUUGUCGUAAACGUUGUUCGUUUCACUGUUCUUCGUCACUGACGUUUCGUACACGUUUGUCCGUUUGCCCAUUCUUUCCGAGACAUCGGUGUUUCGCGCCUCAUGCACCACAAAAGACAGCGAAACGAGAAUGGUUCGUGGUACACGGAGCUUAAAGUAGAACUACGGUCAAGCCGCAUGGUUUCGGCAUGUCCACCCGUCGGCAACGUCAUGAGAAAGCAACCAGUGACAACCGGCCAGCAUCGACAGCCAACAUUUUCGAGUUCUACGUUCCUCGAGUUGUUUGAUUCGCGUGCGUGUGCUUUUUUUUUUUUCAAUUUUCAAUGUUCAAUUCUCCUCGAUGGUAUUGUCCAUCGUUUAUCCAAUAACAGAAGUUUUUAUUACCAGAAGAUUUAAUAACGUUUGAGUAGACUUUAUUGUAAAACAGAUGGAAUCGAAAGCAAGAAAUCACUUGAAAUUUGGUAUUGAGUUCGAUAGUUAAAAGGCACGCGCGCGCGCGAUGUACCACGGUGUAGCAUUAGUGAGUUUUGCAAUCACGUAUCUAGCAGGAGUGUAUUCCACACGUAGAAAGGAGCGAAUCCGAGUGCAUGAAUUGUAGCACGUGUAGCAACAGUGUGUUGGAAAGUUACGACAGAGGAAACAUUACGGACGCGCUUUCUGGAUGAAAACUUUUCAGCUCGAUAUUGAAAUUGCGUGUUAUCGUCCACGUUACGAUCUCAUCCUCUUUCCUCUGUCUCGCGACUUUCGCGUCGCCGGUGCAGCAAACACCUUGCAUGACACUUGCAUGAAUCUGUUAUUAGUAAAUUUUGUGUAAGACUAAGAAUCCCGCAGUCGUCGCUUCGACACAGGAAACAGACUUUCGUAAACGAACGUAACAGAAAUAUGGGUGUAUUUCUUCUCGAAAAAUAUUUCGAAUUAUCGUCCAACUUCAACAUAUAAAACGUAACGCUGUCGAAAUCAUGCAAUUCAAUAAUUCAAGUAAGAAGAUCUUUCAAUUCUUUGUCUGCCAGAGUCUGUUUCCAGAACGAGGCGCGGCUCUGUAAUAGCAACCUGAACACGAAACCUUCCACCCCGACGAAUACAACGCGAGGCAGAUCGAAUUAACAAAAAGCACAACGUGGGCCUUCAGCUUCGAUCGUGCCACGCCAUUAAACGCGUGUAUUAGCGACGCUCCCGAGCGCUUUUCAGGCUUCCGGAACUGUGAGUGUGUGUGAUGAUGCGAUCGAUCGAUCGAUCGAUCGAUCGAUUACGCGCGGCACGCAACGAGGGACUCGAUCGGCGAAAGCGACGUUGAACUCGCUCGAGGAUACUCGUGAAAAUCGGGCAGCUUACGACCACGCAGUUUGCGAAUCUUCUUUCAGGAUAUGGCUGGCACGGCCAAGUUGAACGCGCAUGUCCUCACAGAGAGGCUUCCGGUGUGGAGCCUCUUGCCAAACAAGCUUCGGUGCUUGCGAGUGAAAGCGAGCUAACCGGUGUUUCUCUGGCAAGCCAUGCGGCUCGUGUCGCGUCAUUUGUUCAUUGUCGCACGCGCGGCUGCGAGGCUACCUUCUCUAUCUCGAAUUGUCUUUUCCUUCUCGCGUGUCUCUUCUAUUCGUCUCUGCCCCUUCUCAUCUCGGUAUGUCAUUGCACGACCGAUCCGACUAACGUUGGCCGAUUAAUUUUUGACCUUCCAAGAAUUGAAGAGUCAUUUCACUUUGUCAGCAAGAUUGUCAAAAGAUAUAUCCAAAAAGGGUAACGAAGAGAAUUUUCAGAUGAUUGAUCCUUACGCAUAAUUGCUCAACAAUUUUACAUGUAAAAUUGCGAAUGCAGCGGACAGAAGAUGGGUGCUGCAAUGACAUCAGCAUGUAACACGAAGUGAAUCUUCAUUUUUAAGUUUGGCCUCGCAGCUGGAAAGAAUCCACACGUAAUGCUAACGAUACAGAUAACCAUGCGAAGUAACGGCGGAUGCGCUGAGGCGAAUCUUGAACAGCUCGGUCGAACACGAAAUGGAUCCGACGCGUUACAUUUUAGUUAAAUCAACGAAAUCCUCCACUCGUCUCGUUUCUCCAUUUAAACGACUUUUAACACAAAUUUUGACAAUGUUUCAGAAUUUCAGAGAUUCUCUUUCGUCUCGAUCGAGGCUGUUUCAAUUUAGCAAAAAAAAAAAAAAAAAAAAGAAAACAGAAAAAAGAAAAAUGAAAGAAAGAGCAAUAGAAUCGAUACUUUUUUGCUCGCCUGUUCACACGAACGCUCAUGUCCACGUGCUUGCAUAAGAAUCGAGGAGAUUAUUAUCGAUGUACACUUUUUCUCUGUUAAAUCGAUCGAUGUUUACGAUUGCGCCGAAAUGUCAACCUAUGUAUCGAUAUGCUCGAAUACUUUUGUCAUCGAUGUUGAUGAACAUUGGGCAUAAAUUGAAUGAAGUAUGAUGAAUAUUAUAUUUUACGAUGCAAGUGUCAAGAAUCCCCCUCUGUCUCUACGUGUCGAUGUGUAUCGAUUUGAAUGAUCGUUGCCCCCCGAAAUGUUCAUUUAUUCUGACCUCUUGAUUCUUCGUUGGUGUCGGUUACGUUGAUUUUUCAAACGAUUCAGUAUAUACGAUGAGCAGCAUGAAGUGAUGUUUCGAUAGCAAAGUAGCGUUUUCAAUUGUACUUUAAGCACGUGAUUUUGUUGUUCCCUAUUUCGCUCCACGAAGACAUGAUUUUCUUUAAAGUUGAUCGAUCGUUGUCUUUUAACGCCACGUAUGAUUUGAUUUGCCAUGGUCUCAAGGUAUUGUUAAUUCGUACUACGUGUUCCAGACGAAGAGACAAACAUCUAACUCGUAAGAAAGUGAAAUAGAGUGUCAGGUGCUUUGUUGCUUUACUUAGCUGAUUGAACCAUUUGUUCCUUUGAUGUAUAAAGCUACGAUUGAGAUUAAUUGAUUAAUAGUAUUAAGAGACGUUAACGAGCAGUGUCUUACAUAGUUGGAUAAUUAACCACAUUGUCCAUUACGCUUUCUUGUCGGAGAAUCUAACGUUUUAGCGUUCCAACGUUUCAGUAUAUUCAAUGUGGCAGUUUCAACUCGGCAAAAGAAACUCUCAAUUAGCAUUUAUUAGCAUCUGCGACUAACAGGACGUGUUUUAUAGCUUUUUAUCGAAGAUGAGAGUCAGAAAUCUCAGAUAGAACGAGAUCGUUACUUUUCUUGGUGCAGAUACUUCCGUUGCGCGCGGAGUGAUUAUUUCUUGACGAUGGUAGGAAAUUAUCGAGAAUCGACUUUAAGUGGUCGCGUGCUGUCUUUACGAUCAAUGUGACAAUGUAGAAUAUCUAACGAUACAAAUAUCGAGCUUAGCCGGAAAGCUCAGCGUUUUUCUUCGAAAACGAGAUCCAUUUGACGAAGAAUUAUUUGCCCUAGCGUUUGUUAAUUUUUUACCAAACUAAUGCGAUAACGCGUACCAGAUUGUGAAGUAGCCUUAAGCCAGUUCUUAGCUAUAGUAUUCGAAACAUACGACUAUCGAAAAACGCGGUUAUGUUAGUACUUUGAGAGCACGUAGUGUUAAGAAACACAUACAAAUAGCGUUUGGUACAAAUAGCAGGAGUAAACGGAUAUCACGAAACACAUAGUGCUCAUGAUAGAAGGAAAGGGAAAAAAUUAAACAAAAAUUUGAAAAUGACGUGAAAGAAUUGGAUUUAUGGUCGCUGAUUUUUUUCGAUUGAAGUAUAUAUCCUGACCAAUGUGAGAUUAAAUGGGGUAUUAAAUCUCGAUGUAAUCCGACGCGUGAAGAAAGAUCAUAGAGAGACGUGUAACAUAAAUAUUUUCAUGAAUCUUUCACACAAAUCCGGAGAAAUAAUGUUAUUUAUCCAUGCGAUCUUCUGAAACGCUGAAAGAGUUAUUUAAAGGAAAAAGAAAAGUGGUGCGAGAUAUAAAAGAUUGUUCCAGUUGUAGUUAAAGAUGUUAACAAGGAACAGUAUACAUAUGUACAUGUUAUAAAUUAUUGGACAAAACGUAUUCGGAAUUAAAAGACAAGCGAAGCGGUGAUAAAUAGUUGUAUGGGCAUAUUGUAAUUUAAUCAUUGUUAAAACGAUUAAAGAUGGUGUAUCGAGACAGAUUUUACGAGUACGUUGUACCCUCGCGGUUUAAUUGUUAGUGCGAGAUAUAAGGAUCGAGUAUCAGGUGCAGACGAGCGAUACUUUGUUGACUUACCUCAAUGCAAAUAUACAUUUAUGUGUACGUAUAUGUUUCCCCCUUCUCUUCAUAUCAUUUAAAAAAAAAAAAAGAAAAAAGAAAAAAAAGGAG
Frieseomelitta varia is the source of this 7212-nucleotide messenger RNA. RefSeq names its product protein quiver (gene qvr). The transcript is spliced from 6 exons. Lineage: Eukaryota; Metazoa; Arthropoda; Insecta; Hymenoptera; Apidae. Gene Ontology annotation, biological process: positive regulation of voltage-gated potassium channel activity; regulation of synaptic transmission, cholinergic; sleep. Bases 755 to 1231 code for a protein of 158 amino acids. The record is from RefSeq and is a predicted model, not a curated record.